Molecule: messenger RNA, 1347 nt
Organism: Nymphaea colorata (pocket water lily)
Lineage: Eukaryota; Viridiplantae; Streptophyta; Magnoliopsida; Nymphaeales; Nymphaeaceae
Product: coatomer subunit epsilon-1-like
Exons: 7
Coding region: 130-999 (289 amino acids)
Biological process (GO): endoplasmic reticulum to Golgi vesicle-mediated transport; intra-Golgi vesicle-mediated transport; retrograde vesicle-mediated transport, Golgi to endoplasmic reticulum
Cellular component (GO): COPI vesicle coat
Molecular function (GO): protein binding; structural molecule activity
Source: RefSeq, a predicted model, not a curated record
CGUUGCCGGGUUCACGUCUUCCCGCAUUGCGUCCACCGUUCGGUGAAUUGAACCAUCUGCGCCCAUUCCCUCGUAGAUUUGGGUGGCAUUCCCGCCGAUCCGCAGAGAGAAGGCGAGAGCAGAGACAAGAUGUCAGUGCCCGACCACCUUUUCUCAGUGAGGAACAACUUCUACCUCGGGGCGUAUCAGGCGGCCAUCAACAGCAGUGAUCUCCGCGGCCUUUCCCUGGAAGACGCCGUCGAGCGGGAUUGCAUUAUCUACAGAUCAUACAUCGCUCAGGGAAAACUCAAGUUGGUGAUCGAUGAGAUCGACGACUCGGCGCCCACACCGCUACAGGCGGUGAAGCUCCUGGCUCUUUAUUUGUCUGGACCGCAGCACAAGGAAAGUGCAAUUUCGAGCCUCCAGGAGUGGUUAAAUGAUUCUGUGACAGGAAAUAAUCUUGUUCUGCGAUUGACUGCUGGAACAAUAUACAUGCAUGAACAAGACUAUAAUGAGGCCUUGAAGCAUACCAACUUGGGAGGCACUAUGGAGCUGCUUGCUUUGAAUGUUCAGUUGUAUCUUAAGAUGCACAGGUCAGAUCACGCUGAAAAACAGUUGAGGGUCAUGCAACAGAUUGAUGAAGAUCAUACACUUACACAACUUGCUAAUGCAUGGUUAAAUUUGGCUGUGGGAGGUUCAAAGAUACAGGAAGCAUUUCUUAUUUAUCAGGAUUUUGCUGAAAGGUAUCAAGAAACGUGCAUGACAUUAAAUGGAAAAGCUAUAUGUUACAUGCAUAUGGGACAAUUCGCUGAAGCUGAACCACUUUUACUUGAAGCCAUGAAUAAGGAUGCCAAUGAUGCAGAAACUCUUGCAAACCUUGUUGUUUGUGGUCUUCAUCUUGGGAAGCCAUCAUCACGAUACCUUAGCCAACUCAAAGUGUCGCAUGCUGAACAUGUGCUUAUCAAACGUAUGACUGCUGCGGAAGAGAAUUUUGACAGAGCUCUUCAAGUAGUGGGAUGAUGAAGCCUGAGCGGUGCCUGCUUUUGUGAAAUACACAACAAAAUGCCAUCAGCUGACAACACUGUCAAGCAAAAUCCUUAUGAAUUUUUUUAACCUUUUGUUUCAGGAAACAAAUGUUUCCAAUAUUCCAUUUGUCAUUCGAUUAAAUCAUUGUUCCGUGAUUUCUGUCAUGAAAAGGUCAUCAUCAUGAAAUCAAAUAUGCAGACUGGGAAGAGGUUUCUUCUCCACAGGCCCGUUUUCUUUUUAAUAAACUCGAUUCAUUGUUUUUGUGUGAGGAUCUUGCUUUUGCAACAUAUGAUAUUUUUAGUCAUCUACGUGGCUUUGGGUCGGAGGCUCAAUUUUCAUGCC